Molecule: messenger RNA, 754 nt
Organism: Laetiporus sulphureus 93-53
Lineage: Eukaryota; Fungi; Basidiomycota; Agaricomycetes; Polyporales; Laetiporaceae
Exons: 5
Coding region: 1-447 (148 amino acids)
Molecular function (GO): hydrolase activity
Source: RefSeq, a predicted model, not a curated record
AUGUACUUGAGACUGCUGGACCUCAUUUGCCCGUGCGACGCAUGGAAGCAAGAUAAUGUCACACCUAUUGCCUCGACAGGAUACUGCUUCGGUGCUCCUUUUGUAAUGGAUUGCCUCGCAAACGACUGGAUCACAGCUGGCGCCUUCGCUCAUCCCGGAUUGCUCGAAGAAAGCCACUUUUAUAACCUGAAGAAACCUCUCUUGCUCUCGUGCGCAGAGGACGACUUCACCUUCUCGCUUGAGAAACGCCGAAGAGCUGAAGACAUUUUACUUGAGAUCAAGGCUGCCUACCAUAUCCAGGUGUUCUGCGGCGUGAAGCACGGGUUUGCGACGCAAGGCAACGUGAACGAUCCCGUGGCCAAGUGGGCAAAGGAGCGCAGCACUGAGACGGUCAUGAGUUGGCUUGAUCUCUUUUCGACGGUGGCGGAACAAGAACGUCAUGCGUAAGAAGCGUUGUUCAGAUAAUGCCACUGGAAGAAGGCAAAUGCAACAAGCGAGAUUCAAACGAUUAUUGCGAUUUGGUCCAUGUUCACAAUGUAUAUUAGAUCGAAGGCUACUAGCAAUACGACGAACUCCCCCCCUCCCCUCGGAACAAGAUCGCUGGCGUAGUGCAUACCUGCGAUUUCGUCUAAUGCGUUGGCUUUUUUGUAAGCUUGGCUAGCGACAUCUUUGACAUCGCGAAUUGCGGCACAGGACUGGACGAAACAUGUAGACACCUCUCGGUACUUGUGACAGGUUAACGUCUCGUUCGCGC